Molecule: messenger RNA, 3118 nt
Organism: Cutaneotrichosporon oleaginosum
Lineage: Eukaryota; Fungi; Basidiomycota; Tremellomycetes; Trichosporonales; Trichosporonaceae
Biological process (GO): DNA damage response; protein dephosphorylation
Cellular component (GO): nucleoplasm; protein phosphatase 4 complex
Molecular function (GO): protein phosphatase activator activity
Source: RefSeq, a predicted model, not a curated record
GCGCACCAACAGCAUCCCACGGUUUGUUUACUCUCCGCCACUCCACUCACAUCCCUCCUCACCACCGCGACAUCUCUCAAUCAUCUCGAACUCUUCGUGCUAGACGCCCAGAUACCCAACACGCAGACUCAAAUCUCCAAACAACUGUGACACCGUGGAUCCCCCUCCCUUCCCUCCCCCUUCCCACUCUGAACUCCACUUAACCCACCCCUCAUCAACGCGCUUCGUUCCUUGGGCAUUCUUCUCGACUCAUUAUAGCUCUGUGAUACACUGCCUGAAUGGCAGACAUUCAACCUACAGCGUCGUCCUCGACCGACGCAGCGCCCGAAGAGAUGGACCCCGGCCCCAGCUCCGCCACCUCCCACGAAGCCGCCCCACAUGACAACAUCGCUCCAGAGAGUGAAACCAGUGGCGGAGACGAUAUCGAUACCAUGAACGUGCAGCCUGACUCGGCCGAUGACAGUGGGGAUGACUUGUUGCUACCAGAGAAUGAUCACGGAGCUGGGAAGCGUGUCAAGGUGUACGAGCUUCGCGAUCAAGCAUGGUUCGAUCGUGGUACUGGUCACUGCAAGGGAGUUUAUGACAACGACAAUGACGUCGCGCUCCUUGUCGUGGAGGCGGAAGACCCUCAGUUGGAAGGCAGGCCAGGUGAAGAAGCAGAGGGGCCCGGGGGGUUCAUUCGGGAUGAGCUGCUUCUGCACGCGCAGGUGACCAAGGAUGACCAGUACACCCGACAGCAAGAGACAUUGAUCGUGUGGACGGACCAAGCCACUCAGUUGGAUAUCGCACUGUCGUUCCAGGACGCGUCUGGCUGUGAAGGCAUCUGGCAGUUCAUCAGCGAAGUGCAGAAACACCUCCACAAUCAACUUGGUGACGAUUCCAAGAUGGGCAUGGUCUCCUCUUCCUCUCCUAUGGAGCCCUCUCCCGUACUCACGUCUUCAGUACCCGUUGGCACGGUAGCUCGCGAUCACUGGCAACACCCGUCGCUCGCAAACAUUAAGGAGCACGAGGUCUGGCUACGCAUGCAGGCCAAGUCAGCUGCUGGCCGGGAGCGCGCUGUUGAGCACAUCAUCGGAGAGGACUACAUCAAACAACUCAUUGUUGUCCUUCACCAGGCAGAAGAUCUGGAAAGCAUUGAUGAUCUUCAUGCCCUUUGCUCGCUUAUGCAGACAAUACUUAUGUUCAACGACAACGGCAUCUUUGAGUACAUCUUGCAGGACGACAUCUUUGAUGGUGUUCUGGGGAUGCUGGAAUACGACCCCGAGUUUCCCACACUCAAGGCGUCGUACCGCGCAUUUUUCCGCCAGUAUUCGAAAUAUCGCGAGGUGGUGCACAUCAAGGACGACACAAUACGCAACAAGAUUCACCAAACAUCUCGGCUUCUCUACCUCAAGGACGUUGUCCUGGCACGACUACUGGACGACCCUACUUUCAACAUCCUGAAUAGCUUCGUCUUCUUUAACCAGGUGGAUAUCACGUCCUACAUUCAGUCAGAUGAUGCUCUCCUUCAUGAGCUCUUUAUCGACUUCCAACGCAAUGAACCGGGACAGAAUGCGAUCAAGAAGCGUGAUCUGGUGCAAUUCCUGCACCAGCUGAUGCUCAUGGGCAAGGGUAUGCAGGUUCCCAAUCGCCUGGCUUUGUAUCGCACGCUCGUCGAUCGCGGCCUUAUGUUUGCCUGCGAAUGGGCUUUCCGGCAGCGCGAGGCGACAAUUCUACACGGCGGUGCAGAAAUCUUAACACUCGCGGUUGAGCACGACGUUAACGCCGUUCGCCUCCACGUUUUGAGAGAGGAGGAUUCGUCAAGGAGGACGCUUGUCAUGGAGAUCGUUGGUCUAUUGCAAUCCACGCAAGACCAAGGCCUUAUUCAGCAAACUGUGGAGACUCUCAAGAUGCUAUUGGAGCCAGGAGCUGAUAAUGAACAAUCGUUCGCUCGAGCGAAGGACGCUUCUGUGGCGGAAACGUUCACGGGUUACUUCUACGACCACUGUGCGCCACAGCUAUUUUCGCCGAUCAGCAAACUGCCGGAGCUCAAGGAUGUGAACAAGCCGCAGGUUCUGGCUCAGGAAAGAGCACCUUUGUUGACAACACUCGUCGACCUCUUAUCAUAUUGUGUGGCCGUUCAUGGGCACAAGGCGCAAUACUACAUCCUCUCCACGCCGUUGGCACUGCGCGUGUGCUCGCUGGUUUACGCCAGAGAGAAGACAUUGCGCCAUUCCGCAUUACGCUUCGUCAAGGCCUGCCUACGGACUAACAACCAUUUCAUCCAUCGUAAUUUUACGAAGAACGGCGUCACGAAGGCCAUCAUCGACCUCGUUGAUCGGGAGACGACGCGCGACACGAUGCUUAGCUCGGCAUGCCUGGAUACGCUGGAGCUGAUCCGCAAGGAGAACAUGAAAGCAAUCAUCAUGGACAUGUUCGACAAGCAUGAAGCCUUGUUAAAUCGGUUGACCGAACGCCCGUUCGUCCGCGCGUACAUCCUUGGUCUCCGCAUCAGGUGGGACCAGUUCAAGGAGCCUCCACCUCAACCGCCUCCGCAGGCUGUGGCUGAAGCCGCCAAGCGCACCGCUGCGGACGAGGAGGAGGCCUGGUUCAACCAAUCGGACGACGAGGUAGACGGCAAUCGGGAUAACUCCACUCGCCAUGUGCCUGUCAAGCGCAAGCGUGCGCCGCAAAGCGCCCCAGCUCGCAAACGUCUUUCGAGUGGAGGUGGGUCUGCUUUAGGACUCGACUACGAUGAUGCCUCUGACAGCGACGGGUCGGCUGGCGGAGAGUCGGCCGGCGGGGAGUCGCCCAAGGUCGCCCCUAUCCAGACUGCCACAGCGGACAGCGAGUUAGCAGAGGGCCUCUCGGACGUCGAACAGAGGGUUCGCGCCAAACGGAUACGGAAAGAGGAAGAGGAGGAGAGCUCCGCAUUUUCGGAACUGAUGGGUGGAGGCAACAAAGUUGCAACGAAAGACGGCAGCCCCGGGGGGAACAAAGUGGUGCAUGGACAUGAAGGAGGUAGCCCCGCAGGCAAAGACAAGAAAAUACGACUGAGUCUCGGGGGUAUUGGUAGGAAGUUCAGAGGCGGUAAGGUGUAACUUUGUUAGAGAUGUACGAUAGCGCAGUGCAUGUGGAC